CUCCAUUACAAACACCGCCCUCACCACUCAACCCCAGGCCCGUCCAUCAACCCUACCAUCCGUUAAAGCUGUGUCCGUUGCCUUGAAGUCGCUUUCAUCGCCGUCGCAUCCACGCAGCCAUCAUGGGUGCUAAUCAGUCCACCGGCGGUGGGCCCCCAGGGGGAGGAGAUGGAAAGGACAAGAAGGAUGCGAAGAAGGACAAGCCAAAGUACGAGCCUCCCCCACAACCAACGACCCGCAUCGGCAGGAAGAAGCGCAAGCAGGCAGGUCCAAAUGCCGCCGCGAAGCUACCGACCGUAUACCCAACCGCCCGCUGCAAGCUGAGGUACCUGCGGAUGCAACGUAUCCACGAUCAUCUCCUUCUCGAGGAGGAAUAUGUCGAAAACCAAGAGCGCCUCCGAAAAGCCAAGGCAGUCCUUACUGCAACCCCAGCGACCGCCGGAGGAGACUCAGAUGCCCUAGACCGGAACGCCGAUGAGCGAUCGCGCGUGGACGACAUGAGAGGCAGCCCGAUGGGCGUCGGAAAUUUGGAGGAACUCAUCGACGACGACCACGCCAUCGUUUCCAGCGCCACCGGCCCCGAAUACUACGUUUCCAUCAUGUCUUUUGUUGAUAAGGACCUCCUCGAGCCAGGCGCCAGCAUCCUCCUCCACCACAAGACGGUGUCUGUUGUCGGAGUUCUGACGGACGACGCCGAUCCCCUUGUUUCAGUAAUGAAACUAGACAAAGCGCCGACGGAAUCGUACGCGGAUAUCGGUGGUUUGGAGCAGCAGAUUCAGGAAGUCAGAGAGGCUGUCGAGCUUCCUCUACUCCACCCUGAGCUGUAUGAAGAGAUGGGAAUCAAGCCUCCAAAGGGUGUUAUUCUGUACGGUGCGCCGGGUACCGGCAAAACGCUGCUAGCGAAGGCCGUGGCGAAUCAGACGAGUGCCACCUUCCUAAGAAUCGUGGGAAGCGAACUGAUCCAGAAAUACUUGGGUGAUGGUCCUCGACUUGUGCGGCAGCUGUUCCAGGUUGCCGCUGAGCACGCUCCUGCUAUCGUCUUCAUCGACGAGAUCGACGCCAUCGGGACAAAACGAUACGAGUCGACGUCUGGAGGUGAGCGUGAAAUCCAGCGGACUAUGUUGGAGCUUCUCAACCAGCUUGACGGUUUCGACGAUCGAGGCGAUGUCAAGGUUAUCAUGGCCACCAACAAGAUCGAGACUCUGGACCCAGCUCUGAUCCGUCCUGGUCGUAUCGACCGAAAGAUUCUCUUCGAGAACCCUGAUCAAUCCACCAAGAAGAAGAUCUUCACCCUACACACCUCCAAGAUGUCCCUCAACGUCGACGUUGACCUCGACGAGUUCAUCAACCAGAAGGACGACCUCUCUGGCGCCGACAUCAAGGCCAUCUGCUCCGAAGCCGGCCUGAUGGCGCUGCGAGAACGCAGGAUGCGCGUCAACAUGGAAGAUUUCCGCUCUGCUAGGGAGCGUGUCUUGAAGACGAAGACUGAGGGCGAACCGGAGGGUCUGUACUUGUAGAUUGGCGAAAGAGGGAAGACGAGGCGGAUACUGCUUUUCUGCAGUUCUUGGCGAGCUUGGGCUGCCUGUAUCAGUAGAGCGUAUCUUAUCGAGGCAUAAAGGGCGCUGUGCCGUAAUUUAGAUCAGCGGC
Messenger RNA from Mytilinidion resinicola, 1647 nucleotides. RefSeq names its product 26S protease-like protein regulatory subunit 4. The coding region runs from base 123 to 1517 and encodes 464 amino acids. The transcript is spliced from 4 exons. Lineage: Eukaryota; Fungi; Ascomycota; Dothideomycetes; Mytilinidiales; Mytilinidiaceae. Gene Ontology annotation, molecular function: ATP hydrolysis activity; ATP binding; proteasome-activating activity. Gene Ontology annotation, biological process: proteasome-mediated ubiquitin-dependent protein catabolic process. Gene Ontology annotation, cellular component: proteasome regulatory particle, base subcomplex. The record is from RefSeq and is a predicted model, not a curated record.